AUGGUCAGCAGCGAGCAGUUUGCGCGGCUGUGCGCGACGGUGGGGCCGGUGUGCGACCUCUACGAUGGGAUGCACGACUGCCCGGUGGUGGCCAAGCGCCGCAAGUGCCAGCAGAUGGCGGCGCUGAGGGACAGGGUGAUGCAGGACCCGUCGUUCAGACAGGCCCUCCAGCCCGCCGUCCAGCUGCGCGCCCACAUCUACAGCCUCUCCCGCCGCGUGCUGCUCGGCAGCGGCCACUACGACGGCCUCCCCAUUGACCUCUUCCUGGGGGGCCUCUCAUCAGAGCUGGCGGCCCUGCUGAAGGACCCCUCAGCGCCCGGCGCCGGCGCCAGCGGCGCGCCCGACGCCGCGGCCGCGGCCGCGGCCAGCAGCCCGACGGGGGUGCUGGACUUCUUCUCGAUCACCCUGCCGCUGAAGCAGCUGGCCGUGCUCGUGUUUGCAGAGUUUGUGACCGUCGACGCGCAGCCCCCCGCCGCCGCCGCGCCCGCGGGCGCGCCGCCGCAGCAGCAGGGGCGCCAGCGGCCUCCGCAGGCCGGCGAGCCGAUGGGGGUGCGAGGCUCCGGCGGCGGCAGCGGCGGCGGUGGCAGCGGUGGUAGCGCGAGGCACCCCAGCGCCGGCGGUGCCCACGCCGGCCACGAUCACGCCGCGCCGCGCCGCGGGCCGCCGCAGCCGCAGCCGCAGCAGCACCCGCCCGUGUCGCUCGCGCAGGCGGCGGCCGCCGCUGCCGCGGCGGUCAAGGCGGUCGCGUGCGACCUGGCGCGGCCCGAGCGCGGGCGCUUCGGGCGCACGAGCACGUGA
Messenger RNA from Monoraphidium neglectum, 798 nucleotides. RefSeq lists its product as hypothetical. Lineage: Eukaryota; Viridiplantae; Chlorophyta; Chlorophyceae; Sphaeropleales; Selenastraceae. The transcript is spliced from 3 exons. The record is from RefSeq and is a predicted model, not a curated record. Bases 1 to 798 code for a protein of 265 amino acids.